CGCGCCGCUCUCCAGGUCUCGCGAGAAAUCCAGCGGUUUCACUAUCGUGUUUACACUAAUUAAACCCAUUACCCCCCGAUAAUCCGAACCGAGCCGAUCCGGAUUAAGUCGGGCGGGUGGUUCCGGAGCGGGACCGGGUUCGUAAAAUCGGCCGAAAAUUUUCACCCCCCCUUUACCCCUCCCCCCAUCGAGUUUAACCCUUUAUUUCACCCCCCCCUCCCAUAAUUCGGUGUUUUCUGAGGUAAAAUAUCGCUUUAUUUCCAGUUAUAAGAAUCCCUCCUUCGGGGGUCAGAAGGGGGGCUUCCUUGGGGGGGGGAGACUUUACCUUCCCCACCCCCCCAAAUGACGGGCGACCCCGCGGCUGGAGGGUGGGGCGCGGGGCUGCGCUCCUAGGAAAGUCCGGGGAUUUGCGGCCUAGUUACUGAGGAUUCUGACUGGGGAGGAGGAGGAGGACGGCGGCCGCCGCCAGGAGAGCGAGAAGGAGGAAGGUGAAGCCGGGAGGAAGAUCCCCGUCAGGGGAAGAGGCGGAUUAAUAGAAACCUCCCCCCGGGUCCUAGUCUCGGGGACCAGGAUACCGAGGGAGAGAGUGGAAAUGAUGGAAGAAUUGCACAGUCUGGACCCACGGCGUCAAGAAUUGUUGGAAGCACGAUUCACUGGAGUUGGUGUUGCAAAGGGACAACUGAACAGUGAAUCAUCUAACCAAAGCCUUUGUAGCCUGGGUUCUCUGAGUGACAAAGAACUAGAGCAGACUCCUGAAAAGAAACAGAAUGACCAGAGAAAUCGCAAGAGGAAAGCUGAACCUUAUGAAACUAGUCAAGGGAAGAACACCCCUAGAGGACAUAAAAUUAGUGAUUAUUUCGAGGUAAGUGAUUUUGCUGGGGGAAGUGGCCCUGGAACAAGUCCAGGUAGAAGUGUUCCACCAGUUGCCCGAUCGUCACCGCAACAUUCCUUAUCGAAUCCUCUUCCCUUAACGAGUCAGCAAAGCAGCCCUCCUUCUACCACACUGGUGAAUCUAGAGCAUUCCUGCAUCACCCUUAAACCGAUUUCCGUCCAGCACAGGCAAACACAGUCUGACCUCACAAUGGAUAAAAUAUCCGCUCUUGAAAACAGCAAAAACUCGGACCUAGAAAAAAAAGAGGGAAGAAUAGAUGACUUGUUAAGGGUAAACUGUGAUCUACGACGUCAGAUGGAUGAGCAGAAAAAAAUGCUGGAAAAGUACAAAGAACGGUUAAAUCGAUGUGUGACAAUGAGCAAAAAACUUCUAAUUGAGAAGUCUAAACAGGAGAAGAUGGCAUGUCGAGAUAAGAGCAUGCAAGAUCGUCUUCGGCUUGGUCAUUUCACUACUGUCCGGCAUGGUGCCUCUUUCACAGAGCAGUGGACUGAUGGCUAUGCCUUCCAGAACCUCAUCAAACAACAAGAACGAAUAAACUCGCAAAGGGAAGAGAUUGAACGGCAACGAAAAAUGCUUGCCAAACGUAAACCUCCCGCCAUGGGGCAAACUCCUCCAGCCAACAAUGAGCAGAAACAGAGGAAAAACAAAACCAAUGGGGCAGAGAAUGAAGCGUUAACAUUAGCAGAAUAUCACGAACAGGAAGAAAUAUUUAAGCUCCGGCUAGGUCAUCUUAAAAAGGAGGAAGCGGAGAUCCAAGCAGAACUUGAACGACUCGAAAGAGUCCGGAAUUUGCACAUUAGAGAGCUGAAGAGAAUACACAAUGAAGAUAAUUCACAGUUUAAAGACCAUCCAACGCUAAAUGAUAGGUAUUUGUUGCUGCACCUUCUUGGUAGAGGAGGCUUCAGUGAAGUGUAUAAGGCUUUUGACUUAACGGAACAAAGAUAUGUAGCUGUGAAAAUCCACCAGUUAAACAAAAACUGGAGGGACGAAAAGAAAGAAAAUUACCAUAAACAUGCCUGCAGGGAAUAUCGCAUCCAUAAGGAGCUGGAUCACCCUAGAAUAGUCAAGCUUUACGACUAUUUCUCUCUUGACACAGAUUCGUUUUGCACUGUGCUGGAGUACUGCGAGGGAAAUGAUCUUGACUUCUACUUAAAGCAGCACAAGUUGAUGUCUGAGAAGGAGGCUCGUUCUAUUAUCAUGCAAAUUGUGAAUGCUCUGAAAUACCUGAAUGAAAUAAAACCUCCUAUUAUACAUUAUGACCUAAAACCAGGUAAUAUUCUUUUGGUUAAUGGUACCGCUUGUGGGGAAAUAAAAAUCACAGAUUUUGGACUGUCCAAAAUAAUGGAUGAUGACAGCUACAAUUCAGUGGAUGGCAUGGAGCUCACAUCACAAGGAGCUGGUACCUACUGGUAUCUGCCUCCUGAGUGUUUUGUUGUUGGUAAAGAGCCCCCAAAAAUCUCAAACAAGGUGGACGUAUGGUCUGUUGGAGUCAUUUUCUAUCAAUGUCUGUAUGGACGAAAGCCCUUUGGUCACAACCAGUCUCAGCAGGACAUCUUGCAGGAAAAUACCAUUCUUAAAGCAACAGAGGUUCAGUUUCCUCCCAAACCUGUAGUGACGCCUGAAGCCAAGGCUUUCAUCCGCCGUUGCCUCGCCUAUAGGAAAGAGGAUCGGAUAGAUGUCCACCAGCUGGCUUCUGACCCUUAUUUACUGCCACACAUCCGCAAGUCAGUCUCUACUAGUAGCCCAGCCAACGCGGCAAUAGCAUCAACGUCUGCUUCAUCAAACAACAGUUUGUCAAACUGAAACAAGACUGAGACCUGAAUGGCCCCGUUAAACUCAGCUGGGUAAUGCUGGCUGAGCAGUCACUUGGAUCCCUCUGGGUUAUGUUUCCUCCUUUUGUAGGAGAGUAGUGAAUACUCCUUGGAGACGUUUCCUUUCUGGCUUGGUAGAGCCAAAGAUAGAUGGACUGGAAACAGUGUCUCUUCGAUGAUCUGCAGUCCCUUCUGGAGUGGGCAACUACAAUGACUUCUCUGGAGGCACCUUUCAGAAUAUCAAGAUAAGGGAGUGAGGGACUCGCCUCAGACUAUAUAAGCUGGACUCUAAACUCCUCCCUCUAACUGCAUAUGUCUGAAUUCUCCACAUACACGCCCGAUCACCUUUCAAUACCAAGAAAUGACUUUUACCAAGCAUUUUUUCCGGGAGUGUGUAAAAAAAAAAAAAAAAAAGCCAGACUGGACUAUUCCUGUGUUGAUAUUUAAACCUCUUCUGUUCCCCUUCAUCCAUUUUAUUAAAGCAAACUUGAUUAAAAAAAUUACAGGAGGAGGCAAACCAAAUACAACCCUAUAAGCCCCCAUUCGUAAUAAAUAAGCAAAGGCUUUUCCAAGAAGUGAAAGUAUUUUGUUACCUCUCCAGUAAUUGUACAAUAAUCUGGCAAGGCAAAAAUCAUAGUUUGUGAAGUGAAAUCCAUAUUAAUAGAGACAAAGGAAAAGUUUAGGUAUUCCCUUUAAUCAAAAAAAUGACCUCUGUUGAUCCUGCUGUCAUUGUUUGCUUUUGUUAUUUUUGUCGUCUGUUUUGUUGAGCUUUAGUAUGGUACUACAAAAUAUUGGGUUCUGUUCUAUACACAACUACACCAUGGACACAAAAAAGCAUGCUUGGGGAACACUGUAUAAAGAGAAAUUCUAGAGCAAAGCUCUAAAUGUGUAACAAGCAACAUUGUUUUCCACGGUCAUUGCUUUACCUUUAGAACUUUGCCUUAGAAUUAGUCAACCUCUUUAGUAAUUUCCUUCUCCUCUAUCACUUAUUUUAAAUUGCAUUUUUUUUUCUUCCACAAGAAAAGUUAUAUAAAAUAUUUUCACUUUAUAAAAUUUAAACCUUUCUGUAAAGCUCACCUUUGGCAAUAUUUGCUACAUUUAUUGUUGGAUUUGCGCCAUUGAUGGUUUUGCAGAUGCAUGUAAUAUUUUGUUGAUGCUCUUUGCUGUAACCUCUGGUGUUCCAUGCUGCGUUUAAGUUAUUAAUUUUAUAUUUUUACUGUGUGUGGUGUCUGCCUAUUAAGCUGGCUUACCAUUGUAUUAAGAGGGGAGGGGGCGUGGGUACAGUUAAUGGAUUCUAGAAUAGCCAUGUCCAUUCACGGCCCUUAAGAUGCUUGAGCAAAUUUUCCAAAGACUUAUUAAAGCUGGAAGGCCAAGCUAUGGACAUCCCCACUUCUCUGUUAUCUGGCUUUUCAGUUUUAAAACUAUAGCUUUCAUGUCCAGCCAUUAAUGGUCCAGAUAAAAUCACCAAAAAAAAGUAAUGCAUGUCUGUAAUAGAAUAUGGAUACAGAAGGGCAUUUUCACUGCUCUGCACCUGUACGAAUGCCUCACAAAGCUCUGAACAUGUACACUUAGCUGUCUGAAGACCUUGCAUGUCAGCGCAUAGGCAUUUGCCUGGCAAACCUCUUAACAGGUCUUUUAAACUUGAAAAUAGAGCCCAAGGCAUGGCUUGGCAGAAGUUUUAAAACUGGGAAUUACAGAUAUCCAAUUAAUAAAAAGAAAUAUUUCUAGAAGUUUAAGCACAUAUGAAUGCUGGCUGCGUCUCUCAUCUGAUACAUUUAGAAUUCUCCUCAAUCACAUCAAUGAGAUUUUGAGACAAGACUCAACCUUCUAAUUUUGAGAUCUCAUUGGUUUAAUUGAUCAUGAUGAUUUUGAAAUGCCUUAUACAAUGGACGUGGACCAUAGGAUUAAAUAUGGCUUUGGUGCUUCUUUAAAAUACUGAAUGUCUGCAUGGUGCGGUUAUUUUUCCACAUGCUCAAAGGGUUAUUUACGUAUGAUACUCCGGCAGUGCUGACCUUUUCUUUGUCCUCCAUUCCUUCACCAACACACGUCGACUCUCAUAUUAUGUAGUCGGCAUCCAAUAAUGAUACUUGAGGGGAAAAAGUGUCUUCAGAGAUAGUCACUACAAAAUGAAAAAGUGCUUGAAACGGUUGGGCAAGGUGUUAAUUACUGUAUGUUAAUUUUUCAAGUGGUGAAGACUUCCUUCCCUUUGUGUAUUCAGUGAUUUUUAUUUUUUUUCCCCCAUUUCUGACUCUUCAUGUUAUGAUGUGAGCUUUUAAUUUGCCCUCCUUCCCUGAACUUUCGCCUGAAGAUGUUAUGUUUUUACCAUUGGUUAAUUCUUUCACAGAACUGAAACAUUUGUUCAUCCGGGUCUUUGUGGCAGUUAAUAGUUUCACUGUCAUUUGCAGCAAUAUUGCAUUUUCAAACAGUAUGGAAGACGAUUUCCAGUCAGUGGCUGAUGUCACUGCAAUAGCUAACUUUGUUCUACUAUGGUUACUGCAUUGGAAUUGCAAUGGAAUUGCCAUCAUUCGUAUUGCUUAAGCUUAAUGAGCGUUUUUAAACUUUCCUUAUAUAUUUUUCACUGUGUGUGUGUGUGUAUCGAUAUCCAUAUAUACACACUUGCUAUAAAAAAAUAUAUGAUCAUACAUAUACCAUUCAUCUUCAUGUCAAAGUCCAGUUUCAGAAUACGUUGGUGAAUAUCGAACACUUUUCCUCUUGUUCCAAAAACUCUGCUUAGAGGGGUUUGUUUUUGUUUUCUGUAUAAUAUGGGUUUCACUUUGCUUUAGUAAAAUAAAUUUAAAAAUAUGUUUUUGUUCAUUUUAACUUGAAAGUGUAUUUGGAAAUGAGAUGCAGGAUAAAAAUCCUAGAAUUUAAAAAAAAGAAAAAAAAAACCAAAAAACAAAACUGAUAUUAAAAUACAUCUGGAGAAGUUGA
Pelobates fuscus (common spadefoot toad) is the source of this 5634-nucleotide messenger RNA. RefSeq names its product tousled like kinase 2 (gene TLK2). The transcript is spliced from 21 exons. NCBI's taxonomy places the organism in Eukaryota, Metazoa, Chordata, Amphibia, Anura, Pelobatidae. Gene Ontology annotation, molecular function: protein serine/threonine kinase activity; ATP binding. The record is from RefSeq and is a predicted model, not a curated record. The coding region runs from base 593 to 2695 and encodes 700 amino acids. Gene Ontology annotation, biological process: intracellular signal transduction; chromosome segregation; peptidyl-serine phosphorylation. Gene Ontology annotation, cellular component: perinuclear region of cytoplasm; nucleus.